CGAGUUAUCGCGAGACUUCCGAAUGACAACAUGGCACUGUAAAGCGUAACUGGCAAUCAAGGGUAUCAUAUAACCAACAUUUUGAGCCUCAGAAGAAAAAGAGGAAAAAUGCUUAGGCCACGGAAGUUCGUAACUUUGAUGUUGGGCCUAGCAAUAAUCCUAUUUUUGCUGGGACCAUCGGAAGAAAUGUCUUCUGAGGAUAAGCGAAAAGCGAAGGAACAAGUAGUGGAAAUGUUUAACCAUGCAUUUAACAGCUAUAUGGACAAAGCAUAUCCAGCAGAUGAACUGAUGCCCUUGUCUUGCAAAGGUCGCUAUCGGGGCUCAGAGGUGUCGCGCGGAGAUAUUGAUGAUUCUUUAGGAAACUUUACUUUAACACUUGUGGACACGCUGGACACCUUAGCAGUGCUGGGGAAUGUAGAAGGAUUUGAAAAUGCUGUGAUGCAGGUCAUCCAGGAUUCUCACUUUGACUGUGAUGUGAUAGUUUCAGUGUUUGAGACCAACAUUAGGGUGUUAGGGGGUCUACUUAGUGGCCAUGUGAUGGCACAGUACUUUAAACAACAAGGGCUGGGGCUGCCUUGGUACAACAACGAACUUUUAGUUCGAGCAAAGGAAGUGGGUGAUCGCCUCUUGCCUGCAUUUAACACCUCCACUGGUAUUCCAUAUCCAAGGAUCAACCUGAAGCAUGGGAUAGUUCCACAUAUAACCAGUUCCUAUCGUGACACUUGUACAGCAUGUGCUGGAUCCAUGAUUUUAGAAUUUGCUGCCCUUAGCCGCCUGACAGGAAUCCCCGUCUAUGAGGAAAAGGCACGGCGAGCAAUGGAUUACCUGUGGGCUCAGAGACAUCGUGGCAGUGACCUCAUGGGUCUCAUUAUUAAUAUCCAUAAUGGAGACUGGAUACGCAGAGUUUGUGUGUGUGUGGCUUUUUCAGAGAGUGGAGUAGGAGCUGGUAUAGAUUCUUACUAUGAAUAUGUGCUGAAGGCUUAUGUGUUGCUUGGUGAUGACAGCUAUUUGGAGCGAUUUAACAAGCACUAUGAUUCUGUGAUGCGUUAUAUGAGCCAAGGACCUCUCUUGGUGGAUGUGCAUAUGCACAAGCCCACCUCAAUCUCCAGAAACUUUGUGGAUGCACUUCUGGCUUUUUGGCCAGGUUUACAGGUAUUGAAAGGUGAUCUAGUGCCUGCUAUUGAGACGCAUGAACUGCUUUAUCAGGUGAUGCAACGACACAACUUUCUGCCAGAGGCAUUUACUACUGACUUUAGAGUGCAUUGGGGACAUCACCCGCUACGGCCAGAGUUCAUAGAAUCAACAUACUUCCUGUACAAGGCAACAGCUGACCCAUACUACCUAGAGGUUGGCAAGAAAGUUCUUGAUAAUCUUCAGCUGCAUGCACGUGUUCCUUGUGGAUUUGCUGCAAUCAAGGAUGUGAAGACAGGAGCCCAUGAAGACCAAAUGGACUCUUAUGUGUUGGCUGAGAUGUUCAAGUACCUGUAUCUUCUGUUCGCUGAGAAGAGUGAUAUUUUGUUUGACAUUGAUGACUUCAUCUUCACAACAGAAGCUCAUCUGCUGCCACUGGCAUUGUCUGUGGGCAACAUCACAGCAGCUGCUGCUGCUGCCUUGCCCAGGAUCCGACGAGAAGUAUACAGCAAGCUCACCAUUGAGCUCAGUCCUCCAACAUCUGGUGACUUUAUCACUGCUGCUGCUACUUCUACUGUAGGAGGGAGACAUAAGGAGGAGGAUGAAGACGAUGAUGACGAAGAGCUAGCAGACCACGUGUGCCCAAACUACCAUUCAACCCAUAGUGCUGGCCGCAGCUAUGCCCAGACAGUGCGCUCACACAUCAAAGACAUAGUGGACAGGCUCAGCCCACAGCAAAAGAGUCGUCGAGAGAGACUGCAUGCCUCUGAAUUUAUUGCUGGAAAUAAAGAUCAGCUGGAGGCUUUGCAUGCUAUGGGAAUUCGCAUUGCAACAAUGAGUGAUGGUCGGAUACAGCUUCUGCACACAGCAUCAGAGGCACUGAGCCCAGAGGAUGCAGAGGAUGGCAUGCUCUUCAUGCAAGAGAUGAUUGAACUCUCCAAACAUCAGCAGUCUGAUGCCCAGCAUGAUCCUAUGUACAUCAUCAUCAACAUCCCUGGCCUGAAGGAGAAACACGUCUUGCGGGCUGGCCCUGCGCAGUUUGGAUACGACUUGAAAACCCAGAAACCGAUUAAGGGUAUGGUGGCCAUCGCUCGCCCAUAUCGAGCAUGCAGGGAGAUUGAGAACUCACAUGAGUUGACUGGUCACAUUGUCCUUAUUGAACGUGGAGACUGUAUGUUUGUAGAUAAGGCUCGGAACCUGCAGAGGGUGGGAGCUAUAGGAGGCAUUGUUGUGGAUCAUAUGGAAGGCAGCUCCAGUGAAAAUCAGCCCCUGUUUGCUAUGUCUGGAGAUGGCACCAAUGAUGUUACCAUUCCACUUGUCUUCCUGUACCAUUCCCAGGGGCAACAGCUCCUGCUGACUCUGGCAGACAACUCUUUCUUGGAAGUAAUCCUGUCUGCUUCGCAAGACACUUUACCGAGCUUGAACAAGACACCUGACAUGGAGCAUCCAAAGCCAAUUGAGGCAAAGGAUACAAAGCCCAGGGCCGAGGGCCAAGCUCAAGGUGACCUGCUUUCUCAGGACCAAGGUGAAGGCACUUGUGCCAGUCAGGCACCCUCAUCACCUGUUGACCAGGUGCACCAUGCUGACCCCACCUCUUCAUCUCCCUCACAAGAAGCAGAGGACAAGAGCAAGGAGGAGGAUGCUGUCUCAAAAUUCCUAGAUGACAAGUUUUACCGUCACCAGGCCCAGCUUCAUGAUCUGUACUACCUUCAGGUGGGUUCUCGCUUCUUGCACCUCAACUUUGAAGUGCGACCCUCUGCCUCCAAGCCCUUGCCACUUAAGGACAGGGAAAGACCAUUGUCUAUGGAUGUGCUGCCUGAUGGCUCCAAGAUGCUGACAGUGACAUUGCACUACCAUACGGAGAGCUACAAGGACAACAAGCCACAGCUGAACCAGAUUUACCUGGAUUUUGUGUACCUUCUGCAGCUACACACCAACUUUGAUGAGCUGUCUAAUGGCAACGACUACCUGCGUGCCUUUGCCCUCCUGCUGGAGGCUGGAUACUUUGGGUUGAGUCGUGUCGACAAUGACGUUCUGUAUCUGCUGCGCAGCUUGUCACGUGUUCUCCGUUUCGUCCCUCGCUUCCCUGCGCCAUCUGAACUCGGUGCCAGCAUGGAGGAGGUGGCGCUUGAUAGCAGCUCCAUUCCUCCCAUCUCCACGUCUUGGCAAGAUCCUGUAGAAGGAAAACAAGAAGCCGAAGAUCAUUAUGCUCAGGUGGGUGAUUUCGUCGAGUCAGCAGACACCUACAAAGCUCAAUCAAGCUUAAAAAUAAAUGCAGAGGGAAGUGGCCAGUAUGUCCGAGUGGUUUCCGAACAGGAUGAAGCAAAAGGAUGGGGGGCACGCAUCGACGAAGAGGGUGUAUUGACUCUUACACAGGAGGCACAGGACCACCUUAGCAAACAGCAGAUGCAUUUAUCUGAUUCCAUUUCAUCCCAAGAUGUUCAUGAUGGUGGACUGGAUGGUAACAGCAGAGUUCUUUCUUUACAAGGAACUCAGGCAGUCCAAAGAGAGGCAGCAGAACCCAUUUCUUCCAAAAUUCCAGAUGAGCAGUCAGAUCUGCAUGCAGGUAGUGAUGUAAGCAGCCAGGAUAAUCCUUCUCCUCACAUAGCUUCUUCACCUUCGUCAUCUCCUAUAUGUUCACUGUCUCCUCAGGGCAGUUUGCACAGCUCAAGCUCUUGCCAUUCACAGGUAUCUCCCCAUGAAACUUCAGGAGCAGCAGGUCACAAAGUUCAAACAGAUUGUGAAGCUCAGGAACCAGAAACAGUAAUCAGUGAUCACCCAAGGGCUGAGAAAGUUGACUCUAGGACAGAGGAAAAGCAUUAUCACUCCAAGGAUGACCUAUGAUGUCCCCACACUUUAUCUUCCAUAAUGUACAUGCAUGUGUCACGUGUGCGUGUGUGUACAUGAAUGCAUGAAAGGAUACAUAUGUCAGUGAAUGAACAUUUACAGGUGUGAAAUAACGUAUAUUGAUGUGAGAUGUAUGUUCGUGUAUGCUGUCUUAGAUUUCCUCAUUUUACCCAGUGAAAAACAAAAGUGGCCCAUCCAAAAACAAAAAAGCAAAAAAAAAAAAUGUUCAUCCUUCUUUUUGUUUACUUUCUCUGUUGUGGCAUAUAAUAUUAAAAAUUGCAUCUGCAAUGUUUUUAUCUUUAAAUCUUUUGUUUAAAUUUGUUUUUUGGUUGCAUUUGUUUAUUGGUUAUGGGUCAACGUAGGAUUCCCCUCACCCAUUCACAUGUAAAGAUAUUUGGCCACUGAAUUUUUGGAAGAAAUUUUUUUUUCCAUCAUGCACUGCAUCCAGGGUGUAGACCAUGUAGUACUGUCUACUUUUGUAAUCAUGGGCAGAGGGCAAAGAACACACGCUGACCAUAGUCAAUAGCCAGAGUUGUUUGCCCACAGUAUUUCUUUUAUGUAACUUAUGAACAAAGAAUUUAAUUGAAUAGCACUGUUGUUUUUUUAGUGACAUAGGUUAAUACUCCUUCCAAAUAGUUUACAAUUCAUGUUAAGAUCAUAUUGUUGUCUUGAAAUAAGUUGACCAGAUGUCCUGAUUUAGGCAAGACAGUCAUACCUGCUCAUAAAAUGUUUCGCUUUCAUCUAAAAAGUUGAUCAAUAUCCCUCUUGUAUUUAAAAAUCAGAUUACCAUACAUUGAUUCGCAUCCGUGCCUUGGUUUUGGCUUUUGCCCAUCGCCGUUUGAUUAAUAAUUUCAAAUUUGUCUCCUAGUUUACCACCUUUCAACAUCUGUUACCCCUUGCCCCUCUUUUAUCAGCGCUCUUUGUCAGCAACAAAACCACCAUGAUUGGCACCUGUCAAGGUUUUACUCUGGGAACGUCUGGUCACCUUGAACGUUUUGAGACUAAAGACAGGUGUGUGUACAUGUACAUAUGAGCACAUGCAAGAGAGAGAGAGUGGGUUUGCACAUGUCUGUUUGAAUGUGAAUGGGAGACGGUCAUUCUGUAUAAAAAUAUUUGACAUCUAAGUCAGCAGAUGUAAGUACAGUUUAGAUUGCCUGAUUAAGAAAAUGAAAUUGGAUCAUGUGUUUGCGGCAAAGGUUUGAAGGUGUGGAUUUGCCAGUAACUCAUCUUCACUUUGCUGUGUUUGGUGCUUUCAUAAUUUUAAUAAAGACACCUCCUUGGCUAUUCUGGUUGUGCAUACAUAUAAACUGCCAAUCUAAAGAUAAAUGCAUGAAUGAGCACUUCUUGUGUGACUCUCUUUAUAUGUAAACAUUGUUUACUUUUCCGCCAGAACCAGUCAGCAGUUAGUAUAGCAACUUAUGUUUCGACACCUCAGAAAUUUUCUUCCCUUUUGCAGCAUUCAAAGAACUCAUUUAUGCAUGCUUCCCUGACCAGGUUAGAAUGUUAUGUCAUUUAUCAGUUACUUUCAAGUUUCAAGAGCUUUAGUUUAGUUUGGGUCUUACAGUUUAAACAAAAGCUGUUGCAAUUGAUAUUUUAGUCAUUCAUCAUUUUUUUUGAUCACUUGGUGGAAAGUUUCAAUAUUUUAUGUUUUUUUCUGUUAAUGGUAACAAAAAUAUUAAACAAUUUUACACUUAUCAGUUGGAAAUAUGACUUGAAGUUUUGCUUUUUGUAAUGCAGUGGUUGUCAAGGUAACUCAACAAAAACAUUCUGAUAUGCUGUUUUAUUCACUUAACAAUUAUGAUAACUACUGUGAUGAGAUGUUGUUUGCAAGUUGAAUUUUUUAUUACUGAUGCCCCAUUUUAGAUAUUUUCAAGUUUCCUACUGACAAGGAACAUUUUCAUGUAUUGGGUUAAAGAUUGACGAUUUUACCAUUCUUCCUAGCUUCUGUUUUCUGUCUCUUCAAUGAAAUUCUAAAAUUAACUUUUUUUGGGGCUGUUACUGAUAGAGCCGAUGGACAAGUGGUUAGAGUGCUGUUAUCCAAACUGAAAGAUGCAUCAGUUCGAUAUGUAGUGCAGCUCACUUUCCCCAGUUAACCCAGCUGGCAGUUCUCUAACACCUCGCUCUGACAAAGGUCAUGAAACGAUCUUUACUGUGUUACUGUUUGGUUGGUAUUUACAUUUUUUUACAACUUCAAAAUGUUUGCUUUUGAGUUAGGGACAAUGGUAGCAUCAAAAUGACAGUUGGUCACAUCUUGUUACAACAGCAAUUUUUAGAGGAUGUUUGCUUUUGUGUUUUGAUGGAGGUGUUUUCUUAGUGUGUCGCAGAAAGACUUUGAGAUUGUGAUUUUAAACUUUAUUGUUUUGCUCAAUUUCUACCUCCCUUGCUCAUUAGGUGUACUUAUGGUAUGUAUAUUUUUCACAUCUAGUGUUAGCAGGCAGUUUAAAUGAGUUGUAGUUUAGAUGAUUUUGAUUUUAACUUGGGUGAAGGGAGGCAUAUGCCUCUAGUGGAAUCUUAUGUUUCUUCUUCUUUAAGUGCACUGCGAGUUGUUUGGCAGAAGGUGAGGUUCACACAAUACAAAGGUGGUGCCUGAAGGAAGAAAAUGUAAGUGGCAUUUGAAGCAAAACAUCAGAAGUUUAGGGAAGAAAAAAAGCUUUUCUUCUCUGCCAUGGAAACAGGUUGGAAUACAUGCAUAGCAGCUGACCAUGUUUCUUCUAUGCAGGGUCAGUGAUGGGAUGGGGUGAAAAUGUAUGAACGGGAGAGUGUAAUGGUCCAGAAGUCCCAAAGACAGGGUGUGACAUGGAGUGGGGAUCCUUCUAAUGGUGCUCUAUUUCCUCCAUUCAGGAUGCACAGUUGUAAUCUUUUUAUCUUACAGCCCAGGUGAUUCUCACUAUAUUUUUCACAGAGCAAUAAAGGAAAGGUUUCAGCACACGGUCAUUAAGACCUGGCAGUAGACUAACUGUUGAAUGUCUUGGCUCGAGAAGCCUCAUGUAGCCAUUCCACCAGUAGACUGUUUUAGAGCGAUUUUAUCAGGUGUAUUCCUUUCCCAUAAGCUCCUCUGUCUCUGACUUGCAUACAUUUCUUAAACCAGCUUUUUGUAUCUGGGAUAACUUUUAAUGCAGAUCUCGGAUUACUGUGAAUGACAUCUUUUCUGUUGCAUGAUGAUCUGUAAGACAAGGGAAGAAAAAGAAUUUUGGGAAGACCAGCAGUCAUAAUCAGUGAACAGGUGAUAAUGUGGGCUGACUGUUCAUAUGCGCAACUAUAGAGGUCACUGGUUUCAAGCCUGCUCUGACCUGUGGCCUUGAAACAGACAUCAGGCUUUUAAAUUGGAAAUUUUUUCCUAAACUGAAAACAUUUUGUAAGGCAUGAAGCUUUAUUAUUGUGUAAUAGUGAAAACUUCAUUAUUAUACAAUAUUGAUACCUCCUCCUUCUUCACAAGACAUAUACACAUUGAGCAUCCAUCUUUUCCAAUGUUAUAUUACAGGCUGGUGUCACUGCCACAGGUACACACUACAUGGAAGGUCUAGAACAGUUUGUAGCACCCACUACUUUCUAUCAGUUUUGACUCUCUUCGGUCUUACUGAACAAAGCAGGAUUUUUUUUAACUGUCUUCUUUCUCACCCUCCUCUUCAUAAAUCCCUCAUCCUGGUUUAUGUGAGCAUGCAAAGAUCCUGUUUGUAUUUCACCUACCUCCCACAUCUGGGAAGAUUUCCAGCUUGCACUUCUCACUUCUCAGUGGGUGAAUUUCUUUCUGGUAUUUGGAUUUCACAAACCCUUGCCAAACUUAUAACCAAAAUAAAAUUUUAAAAAAUUAUACUUUUUUUGAGAAUUGAAAGCAUUUAAUAACUUUUGGGUGGUCGGUGGUUUUUUUUGGUUUUUUUGUUUUUAUGUUAAUUUUGAAUGCUUGACACAAUUUGCUGUUCAUUUUGUUGUGUGAAGAAGAAACCAUUCACUGAAGACAAUUGUCACAUGCACAGUGUGUACACAGCGUCACAGCAAUCUUGGGACCUGGCAGGGUGACAUUUAUGCUGAUAUUUAUUUGUCAGGCAAAAAUAAAUGUGUUCAUUCUUAA
Messenger RNA from Pomacea canaliculata, 8047 nucleotides. RefSeq names its product ER degradation-enhancing alpha-mannosidase-like protein 3. Bases 109 to 3975 code for a protein of 1288 amino acids. The transcript is spliced from 23 exons. Gene Ontology annotation, molecular function: mannosyl-oligosaccharide 1,2-alpha-mannosidase activity; calcium ion binding. Lineage: Eukaryota; Metazoa; Mollusca; Gastropoda; Architaenioglossa; Ampullariidae. Gene Ontology annotation, biological process: carbohydrate metabolic process; mannose trimming involved in glycoprotein ERAD pathway; endoplasmic reticulum mannose trimming. The record is from RefSeq and is a predicted model, not a curated record. Gene Ontology annotation, cellular component: endoplasmic reticulum; membrane.